CUUCGCGUCAACAUCCACUUUUCUUUUUAGUAGCACGGUGUAUCUGAAUCUACGAAUAUUGCGGCGACAUUAGAGUCAACUUUGCCAUGACAGAAGAUCAAGAUCUCUUGGCUAAAAUUGGGCAGCUUGCCGGGCAAAUCAACCAGCAUAAAAAUCAGGCUACAUCCUCAACACAUCCAUCCCGUGGUGGAUAUCAUACAUCUUACAGCUCGCACCACCCGCGACAUCACGCGGGAUGGGCUCCCUACCGUGGACGAGGUAGAUAUCCGGGCCCGAGACGGCAUGCAGUUCCUCAUCGAAAUCGAACCCUUGUACUCAGCAACCAGUCUACGCCGCCGGAAAAUGCGAGCGGCAUCCCAUCUGGCAACACGUCAACUGAUGACAUGAAUGAAGGCGAAUCUGGAAGCCAAAAUGGAUGGGUUGCCAAAAGGGACCGCCACAUGCAACUAAUAAAUUCCGCAAUAUAUGAUAAAGAAGCUCAAGCCAGAACCAAAGCUAUCGAGGAGAGCCGCAAGCUCAAAGCCCAGAAAAAGGCACAGCGAGAAGAAGCCAAGGUUUUAAGACAUGUACAGGGCGUUGGCGGAUACCAUCCCGUCGCCACUCCAGUCGUUGGACAACGAGCAGCGUCCUACCAAAUCACCAUACAAGGCAUACCGUUCCAAGUUGUGCAAGGCGGGAGCAAAUUAAUUCGGCUACCUAAUGAACCGUCGGCUGCGAACGUUACUCCUAAGAAGGUGAACAUUGGUGGGGUAAACUUUGUGAGAAGCAAGAAAGGAAACCUGCAUCGUUUAGGAUCGGUGGUUUCAAGAAAAAAAACUGGAGCUGUGAAGAAAAAGAAUGAACUCUGCAAAAGAUUUACUUCGACGGGUUCCUGCUUCAAAGGUCCGAAUUGCACCUAUAUCCACGACCCGCAUAAAGUUGCCAUAUGCAAAGAGUUCCUUCAGACAGGCAAAUGUGUAGCUGGUUUGGCAUGUGACCUCUCACAUGAACCAAGCGCGGAAAGAUCUCCCUCAUGUUUGCAUUUCCUUCGUGGGCGCUGCUCCAAUCCAUCAUGCCGAUAUGCACACGUUCGAGUUAACCCAGGCGCACCUGUGUGUCGCGAUUUCGCGAUUUUGGGCUACUGUAGCAACGGAGAGACCUGUGACCAGCGACACGCCCACGAAUGCCCUGACUAUGCUAACACGGGGAAUUGCGGCAACCGGAAGUGCCAGCUCCCUCACGUGGAUCGGGCAGGCCAAAUCCGCAAAAUUGCAGCUAACAAGCCAGAAGCUACUGAUGAUGGAGACAGAACCGACGACGAAGAUAUCUCUAGCGAUGAAGGAGCUUACGAUGAAAUUGAUUCGGAUGAUGUUGACUCCGAUGAUCUUGACGAUGACCCCGUCAUUAUCACCGAGGGAAUCGACACAGGUGAAAUUUCGCAGCAACAAGAUUUCGUCCGUUUUUCCUAAUAUAGCACCUGAGAGCCGUGGUUAAAAUUGUCCAAUGCUUUUAACAGCUAAAACUGGGAACGAGAUCUCCCUCGUACGUCCGCAAGGGUUAUAUUACUAGGAAGGAAAUUACCGUAAGGCUCAAUUCUUCCAGAAGCCAUUGGCUUCCCCUUAUCCCCCCUCCCCCCUUCUUUUACUCUACCUCAGAAACGCAACGACGGUCGGCGCUCUCUAGUAGAAGUGUAGAAAUAAUGAUGCCAAUUGGCGUAUUUGGUCAUUUUUCUAAACUUCUCUAUCCAAGUUAUCAGUGUCUACCGAACAAUCAUUCAGAGAUGGAACUGUAGACAUCUCUCUGCCUUUGGUCUUUGUUCUUUUACUUUUUUGUUUUGGUUUUUGACAACCCGAGUUUCAUUUGAUUCUUCUUUGGUUUUCCUCUUGUUUUGCAUUUGCUUUGGGCGACGGGAAUAGGAGAUACCCUUGUUCUGCUUCCCCUAUAGCUUUGCUUCCCCUAUAGCUUUGGGGGAUAAAAUAUUAUGGCCCUCGGUGUAAGGCCCUCCCAGAUGAAGUGGCUCGGAUGGUGAAAGAUAGCGAACAGAAAGAAAUGGGAAGAAGAUAUUCUCGGCUCAAGGGUCUUAUCUUUUGAGAAAAGAAAUAAGGAAUCCAACAAACCAACAACCAAUUGAGUAAAACAAUAAUAUAAAACGUGCACUCUAUUCAUGAAUUGGAUACUUUUCACAUGCUCUUGAGAAGUGAUCAGGGGUGGAAGCAGUAUACACGCAGACACCUCACACCCACACCUGGAUUAUAAUUGCCAUCCGUGAUAGGUUGGCAGCUGAGUGCAGGAGGCGAAGAGAUGUCGUCGGAACUGAAAUAUUCUGGAUAUGCUUUGAUUAACAGCUCACGAUUCUUCUUCGCAAGGGGGUUAUUAAAAAUAAAAUUGAAACGUACUAGGGAGGAAGAAGAGGAAGAAAAUGGAUUGAACAAGGGCAACACUAACGACAAGACAACAACACAGAACAUGAGGGGCGCCUUCAAGUUCCCCGUCCCAAUGGUUUUGUUAGUUCUAUUUUGCUACAUCUAUAUUUCUUUCGUCGUUGUUGUCGUCGGGCAGUAACUCGUGCAUAGUGCAUAAUAGUCGAUAUGCAGCCAGCUAUGGGUGUCGCG
This is a messenger RNA of Blastomyces dermatitidis ER-3, 2591 nucleotides long. Its product is annotated as CCCH zinc finger protein. The transcript has 5 exons. The record is from RefSeq and is a predicted model, not a curated record. Gene Ontology annotation, cellular component: nucleus. NCBI's taxonomy places the organism in Eukaryota, Fungi, Ascomycota, Eurotiomycetes, Onygenales, Ajellomycetaceae. Gene Ontology annotation, molecular function: metal ion binding. The coding region runs from base 87 to 1448 and encodes 453 amino acids.